Messenger RNA from Cyphellophora attinorum, 1599 nucleotides. RefSeq names its product Centromere protein 3. Gene Ontology annotation, cellular component: kinetochore. Gene Ontology annotation, molecular function: centromeric DNA binding. Gene Ontology annotation, biological process: kinetochore assembly; attachment of mitotic spindle microtubules to kinetochore; spindle attachment to meiosis I kinetochore. The transcript has 4 exons. The record is from RefSeq and is a predicted model, not a curated record. Lineage: Eukaryota; Fungi; Ascomycota; Eurotiomycetes; Chaetothyriales; Cyphellophoraceae. The coding region runs from base 1 to 1599 and encodes 532 amino acids.
AUGGCUCGACGCAACGCGCAAAUUCGCACUGGAGACUUCGUGAGUGUAGGGCGCGUUGGCCGAAGGACUGGCCUGGAGCUCCCGGUUCAAGUCACAGGUGAAGACGGCUUAGAGCAGAUCGACAACAUCUUUUCUAGCCCCGCGAAGCCCUCUCCUUUGAGACAGGCUCACUCUGUGGAAGACUUCGAGCGCGAUGCCCUUCCUGCUCCGAAAUCCAUACGCCGAAGUCUGCCUCGCUCGGUCUCUCCCAGGAAGACAAAUAUUUCUGGCCGAGCGCGCCGCAGCAACGGUGGCUUCCGGACCGUCCACUCAGACGACGAGGCAGACGAAGUGCCGGACGAUGCGCCUGUCUCAAGCCCAUCGAGGGCGAACACAGCGGCCUUACGCUCAAGCGUGGCCUUCCCACUCCGCGAUAUUACGAACGAAACAACAGUGUCGCCACGUGCGAAGAGGAAGUCCAUCAUACAGAGCAUUGAGGAAGAUUAUCAGAGCUCAGACAGCGAGCAGCCGCAGGUUUUCGUCGAUGAUGCGCCCGCUGAAAUUGACGACUACCAGGGCGAGCCUGAAGAUCAGAUCGAGGCAGACAUCCCAAUUCAAGAGCCUAUUGAUGAUGAGGAAGAAGCGCAAAUCCGACAGCAACCCGCCCCUCCCGCAAAAAAGGCCAAAUCAAAAGCUCUCACUCGCACGAAGACCACAAAAAGAGGCCGUCCUCCGCUCAAAGCCAAAGACAACAACCAAAAAAUGUCCAAACGACAAGAAAAGGAGCUCGACGAAGUUGUUGAGCGCGUCAAAGCCAGACCAGACCCACCUCGCUCUCUCUAUGUCCUCCGCAAGGAGACUCCUGCAGAUCCCAACGUUCACCUCACCCGCAGUGGCCGCAUGACUGUCAAGCCUCUUGCAUACUGGCGCAACGAGCGAUGUGUCUGGGGUGGCAGUCCGAAUACCGAACUCAAAGAAGGCGCACGCUUCCCCAUGAAUAGCAUCAAGGAAAUCAUCCGCACCGAAGACCACAACACCCCCAUCCGCAAAGGCAAGAAGUCUCGCAAGGGCAAACAGAAGAAGAAAGCCGCCACCGCUGAAGACGACUCCUCAUCCGACGAAGAAGCCACCUACGUCGAGCCAUGGGAAGUCGAUACCGGCACAAUUCACGGUACGGUCUCUGAAUGGGACAGCCUUGAAGGACUGCCACUCAACACCCUGCAACAAAUCGAGAUUGCGCACUCAAGCCAAGCGAUUCAGACGUAUGUCCCUCAACCUAAGAACGGCCAGGAACCUGCACAGUUUCGCUACAGCAAACUUUUCAGCAACAACUUCAUGUCCGUAGGAUUGGUCGACCUGCCUCCAGGUGGGAUCAAAAAGCCCAAGAAUUCGCAAAAGAUGCAGAUGACAUUCUAUGUGCUGAAGGGCAGGGUCACUGUUAGUGUUGGGCCAAUCUUGGGCACGAUGACAACUUUUGGCAUUGGGAAGGGAGGUUUCUGGCAGGUACCGCGAGGCAACCAAUAUUCGAUCGAGAACGAGCACGGUACUGAGGCAAGAUUGGUCUUCUGUCAGGGUUGUAUGGUCGACAUUGCUGAAGAGGAAGAAGCAGAAGAGGAGUGA